Solea senegalensis (Senegalese sole) is the source of this 2809-nucleotide messenger RNA. RefSeq names its product relaxin family peptide receptor 3.2b (gene rxfp3.2b). The record is from RefSeq and is a predicted model, not a curated record. The coding region runs from base 32 to 1237 and encodes 401 amino acids. Gene Ontology annotation, molecular function: G protein-coupled receptor activity. Lineage: Eukaryota; Metazoa; Chordata; Actinopteri; Pleuronectiformes; Soleidae. Gene Ontology annotation, cellular component: membrane. The transcript has a single exon. Gene Ontology annotation, biological process: immune response; G protein-coupled receptor signaling pathway.
AGGGUGAUAUGUGAGCAAAAAGAAUCCAGCCAUGCAGUUGAAUGAUACUGGAGUUCAAACACUGGCUCCAGACCCAUGCGAGCAGCAAAUACUACAGGACAACAUCCUUGGGAACUCCAGCAGUGGUUCCCCCAGCAGCAACCUGUCGCUGUACUGCUGGCUGCAGCUCCUCACCAGGGAAUCUGUCAUGGAAUUACAAGGCGACAGCUCUAGCUUGGUGGUGCGUGUGAUGAUAGCAUGUGUCUACUCUAUAGUCUGUGCACUCGGGCUGGUCGGAAACUCUCUGGCUCUGUAUCUGUUGCACUCACGUUACAGGCAAAAGCAAUCAUCCAUCAACUGCUUUGUGAUGGGCCUGGCCAUCACAGACCUCCAGUUUGUUCUCACUUUACCUUUCUGGGCAGUGGACACAGCCCUGGACUUUCGCUGGCCAUUUGGUCGUGUGAUGUGCAAAAUAAUCAGUUCUGUCACCACCAUGAACAUGUAUGCCAGUGUGUUCUUCCUCACGGCUAUGAGUGUGGCACGCUAUUACUCCAUCUCCACUGCACUGAAGAUGCACAGCAGGCGGGCAGCAGCUGCCAGGGCCAAGUAUACGAGCCUGGGCAUCUGGGCUGUGUCUCUGCUGGCUACAUUGCCUCAUGCCAUCUACUCCACCAGUGCCCAGGUAUCAGAUGAGGAGUUAUGCCUUGUGCGCUUUCCUGACUCAGGCAGUUGGGAUCCGCAGCUUCUUCUGGGACUUUACCAGCUGCAGAAGGUUCUGCUUGGCUUCCUUGUCCCUCUGAUCAUAAUCACUGUCUGCUAUCUGCUGUUGUUGCGCUUGAUUCUCACCCGACGCAUAGCUGGUUCUGGGAGCACAGAGACUGAGCAGGGCCGGCAAAAUCGUCGCUCCAAAGUGACUAAAUCUAUCAUCAUCGUGGUUCUGUCCUUCUUCCUAUGCUGGCUUCCCAAUCAGGCGCUGACUCUGUGGGGUGUUCUCAUUAAGUUUGACAUAGUGCCCUUCAGUAAGGCUUUCUACAAUGUGCAGGCUUAUGCCUUCCCCCUGACUGUGUGUUUGGCGCACACCAACAGCUGCCUCAACCCGGUGCUCUACUGCCUGAUUCGCAGGGAGUUUCGAGCUGGUCUCAAGGACCUCCUCCUCAAGUCCACUCCAUCCUUCAGGAGCAUGACUCAUCUGCUGCGUCGCAAGGCCAAAGUGGCCGAGGCACCACCAGUUCUGGUGAUGGUCCAGAUGGAUGUUUGACCAGAUGACUUGAUAAAUGUGACAGAAAGUGAAUUGAUCUGGCACUAUGAAGAGGGAAUCUUGGAUCUGAUGAUACUUCAAAAAGUAGGCAUUGAUAGGGAGGUGGAGGGUGUACAUUAUAGCAGUAUGAAUGCACUGAAGAGAACAACAUAUUCAAAAAGACAACAGCAAGAUGAUAGGUUAAUGUGUUGCUGUGCUUUUGCUGUGACUAUUACUGCGAAAGAGUCUCUUUCCUGACUGAAGUUACUCUAGAGCCAGACUUUUUGAGGUGUUUGAGUUUUAUUCUGUAGUUUUACACCACUCCCAAAGAAUAGGAGAAUACACUCACUGCCACUUCAUUAGGUAAACCUGUCAACUGCUUCUACUAAUCACAUGGUGGGAAAUUCAUGCAGUUGUAGAUAUGGUCAUACAUAUGACCAAGUAUCAGAAUGGGGAAGAAAGAUGAUUUCAGUGGCUUUGGACAGGUUGUAUAUCAGCAACUGUUGAUCUAUGGGGGAUUUUUUAUAUACACCGUACAUGAAGUGAGCAACAAUUCCCUGGGUGAGAAUGAGAGUGGUCAAAGUGGCCCGAGAUGAAAGCAAGACAAAAGUAACCCAAACAAGCACUCAGCAGCACUAAGGUACUAUAGACAGACGACACACGUGUCCAUCAAACAUACCAUACUCUGAAGUAGAUGGACUACAGCAAUAACGAAACAAAUUAUGAUUCAGAAUUGACACAAAACAUGAUAAUGUGUGUCUUUAUCAUGCCACUCAUUCAUUCAGAAAAGCAUUUCUCAAAAGGGCAGUCCAAACGAUGUAAACAUCAGCUGCCCCUGCGCCGUUAAAUCACAAAGUUAUGUUAUGUAGGUCGUGAGAGCACAUAACUAAGUAAAAAAGAUGUGAUAAUGUGAUUAUGCUGUAAUUUAGGGCUGCAAUGACUAGAUUAUAAAUCGAUUACUAAAUUAAUCAGCAACUAUUUUUGAUAAUCAGCUAAUCAGUUUUAGUAUUGAGGGUUUCUUUGCUCCAAAGAAAUCAUUCAAAAUGACAACAAACCUUUUGGUUUGUGAACCACAACAUUUCUCAACAUGUUCUGAGAUUUAGUGAACCUAAAACGAUGAAUUAAGACCGUAAUCGACAGAUUAAUCGAUUAUGAAGAUAAUUGUUAAUUGCAGCCCUACUGUAACUAUUUUGUUGUCUCUGUGAAUACAAAUGACUGUGAUACUAUUAUGUUUUAUAUGGAACAUUUGUUAAUUUGAUGUUUCAAUAGAAACACAUAUGUACAGACUGGCACUGUAAAUGACAUAAAGUAAUGAUUACAUUAAAAACACUCUGCGUGAAACCAUUUGCAAUAAGUGGUCGAAGUCAGAACAAAAAAACAUGUGCAUUUGAUUUAUUAUUGGAUGCCUCAUGUAACUUGGAAACUUGGGUUAACAGUGGCAUAAAACAAUGGCCUCUGAUACUCGUUCUUCUGUUCUUUUUAUGUUAAUAAAUGUUUAUUCUGUGACAUUUCAACAGAUUCAAGGAUUCACAGGCUUAAUUGUCCUGUGCAAGAAAUAACAUGUUAUCUCGCAAUGAAAUUCUUUUUCUCCUA